Messenger RNA from Myxocyprinus asiaticus (Chinese sucker), 2416 nucleotides. Its product is annotated as tetratricopeptide repeat protein 39A-like. NCBI's taxonomy places the organism in Eukaryota, Metazoa, Chordata, Actinopteri, Cypriniformes, Catostomidae. Gene Ontology annotation, molecular function: protein binding. The record is from RefSeq and is a predicted model, not a curated record. Bases 267 to 1964 code for a protein of 565 amino acids. The transcript is spliced from 18 exons.
GCAGUGGACUGAACCGAAUACUGAUGUAUAAUCACUGUCAGGUCAAGCAUUGAUGUAUUAAUAUAGUCCUAAUCAAUGCAGCAUCUUCAUGCACAGCAAGUGAGAGUGAAUUUCCACUAACAUCUCUGGAGAUCUGAAAGAAGUACUUCUCAGGGAGUUUAAGCACUUUAAACAGGUUUGUGUGUGUGUGUGUGUGUGUGUGUGUGGUGUGUGUGUGUGUGGCCACAGGGCCCAGAAGAGGAAAAACGUUGAAGACAAUAUAAACCAUGUCCAAUGGGAAAGAUGCAGCUGUUACAGAAAACUCCAGACAGAUGUCCCUACAGGCCUGUCUUGAAGAAUGCAUGGAGGCCUUGGAUCUGUUCCUCAACAACAAUUUUAAUGAGAGUUUGGACAAACUACGACCACGGUCUAAGGAGAGCAUGUACCAUGCUCUGAUCUAUGCCACAGUACUAGAGAUGCAAGCCAUGAUGACCUUUCAACACGAUGACAUUGUGCAUGCUGGGAACACAAUGAAGAGCGCUCAAGAGGUGUGCCAGAGAUUCCGUAAGAAGUCUGGUGGUCUUGGGAGCCGAGGAGCAAACGAUGAACUCUCGGAAGAGCAGCUCCAUGCUGAAGUGUGCUAUGCUGAGUGUUUACUACACAGAGCUGCUCUUACAUUCUUACAGGAUGAGAACAUGGUGAGUUUUAUCAAAGGAGGAAUCAAAGUUCGGAACAGUUACCUCAUAUACAAGGAGCUGCACGCCUUUAUCCAAUCAGAUACCUCUUUCAAAGGACCAAACCACAAGCAUUUACAGGGGGGAGUCUCUUUUGGAAUCGGGGCUUUCAACUUGACUCUUUCACUGUUUCCUGCCCGGAUACUCAAGCUGCUGGAGUUUGCAGGCAUUUGUGGAGAUAAGGAGUUUGGCAUCUCUCAGCUGUACACCGGUGCCACCUCUUACACCCUGCGCUCUAUGCUCUGUGCUCUCCUCCUGCUCUGCUUCUACAUGUUCCUCUCCUUUAUUUUGGGUACAGGAGAGGGGGAUGUUGAAGAUGCAGAGAAGCUUCUGAAGCCGUUCCAACUGCGAUACCCACGUGGAGCGAUUUUCCUCUUCUUUGCAGGUCGAGCAGAAGAGAUCAAGGGCAACAUUGAUGAGGCGGUGGCGCUGUUUGAGGAUGGCUGUAAGGCGCAGCAAGUGUGGAAACAGUUCCACCACAUGUGCUACUGGGAGCUGAUGUGGUGUUUCACCUAUAAGAGGCACUGGAAGAUGGCGUACUUCUACGCAGACCUGCUUAGUAAUGAGAGCCGCUGGUCGAAGGCCAUGUACGUGUAUAUGAAGGCUGCUUAUCUCAGCAUGCUUCCAGAGACAGAAGCUCGACCGUUCGGUGAUAAUGAGGUGGAUCUCUUUAGACAGGUCCCUACAUACAAACAGAAGAUAGCAGGCAAAUGUCCGCCCACAGAGAAGUUUGCCAUCCGCAAAGCUCGACGUUACAAAUCCAGUCAUCCAAUCAAACUUCCUGUUCCUGUGCUUGAGAUGAUGUACAUGUGGAACGGCUUCUCCAUGAUUUGCAAACAGCCUGAGCUCACAGAGGGUAUAAUGGAGACACUGUUAGAGGCAGAGCACACCCUGCAUGCUUCUCCAGAUAAUGAGUACACAGUGGAUGACACGUGUGUAAUCCGGCUUCUGAAAGGGCUGUGUUUGAAGAACCAAGGACAGAUGCAGGCAGCUGAGGAUUGUUUCAACCAGGUUUACAGCAGUGAAAAGAAGUUGAAAUUUGAUCAUUACCUGGUUCCUAAUGCUCUGUUGGAGUUGAGUCUCCUGUAUAUAGACAUGGGGAGGAAAGAGCAAGCUAUCAAACUACUCCAGAAAGCAAAGAAUAACUACAAGGAGUACUCGAUGGAGUCUCGUACGCAGUUCAGGGUCCAUGCAGCUCUGACUAAACUUAAAGCUGACACAAGUGACCAGGAUGAAAUAACACCAUUUUGAAGAAAGACUGAAUGAUUCUCUGAGGAUCAUGUCGUCACUUUAAUGGGAGAAGGAAAGACUAAAGACAUCACCGUGUGCCCCCCCCAUAUUCAUCUAGUGGUACUGCCCGUUUCACACUUAUAUUAGAGGGUUUGGGCGAUUAUAAUAGGGGGAACACUACAAACUAUAUUUGUACUUUCUCCCCUCUGAAGGCUUAUGUGCCAGAUUUAUGUUCAUUUUAGACAGAUAGCUAUAGUUUAGAGACAAGAUUUAUGAUUUUUCAAAUGUAAGCCAGAGUUUAAGGUCUUGUGUGUUCAAAUGUAAUAAAAAUUACAUUUUAGAGAGUAUUAGAAAUCAAAUAAUUAUUUUCUGUAUUUUUUUCAAGUUUAAGUUCUGUAUAGGUUAAAUAACGGAAAAGGAUUGGACAACUGACCACGUUUACAAAAAAUGUAGACAAACCAUUUUUACACUAA